This is a messenger RNA of Vidua macroura (Pin-tailed whydah), 4041 nucleotides long. RefSeq names its product corticotropin-releasing factor receptor 1. Bases 219 to 1469 code for a protein of 416 amino acids. The transcript has 13 exons. The record is from RefSeq and is a predicted model, not a curated record. Gene Ontology annotation, biological process: cell surface receptor signaling pathway; adenylate cyclase-activating G protein-coupled receptor signaling pathway. Gene Ontology annotation, molecular function: corticotrophin-releasing factor receptor activity; G protein-coupled peptide receptor activity; corticotropin-releasing hormone receptor activity. Gene Ontology annotation, cellular component: neuron projection; plasma membrane. NCBI's taxonomy places the organism in Eukaryota, Metazoa, Chordata, Aves, Passeriformes, Viduidae.
GAAGGUGGGCAGCCGGAGGACCGGCUCCGAGGAGGUUAUAAAAGGCAGGAGGACUGGGACGCAGAAGGACCCGGAGCCUCCGCGCAGCCCUGCGGGGACCUGCCAGGCUCCUUCGCUAGAAGCCCAGAGGAUUCUCUCCCCGACGGCAGAAGCAGCCCAGCAGGAGCAGGGACGCUGCCAGCCAUGCCCCGGGGAGCUGAGCGCAGGGGCAGCUGAGGAUGGUGCCCAGCCUACGUCCUGCCCUCCUCCUCCUGCAGGCAUUUCUCCUCUGGGAUAGCCCAGUUGCAACUUCCAUCCAGGAGCAGUACUGCGAGAGCCUGCCGCCCGUCACCAACCACACUGGUCCCCAGUGCAACGCCUCAGUGGACCUGAUCGGCACAUGCUGGCCCCGGAGCGCGGUGGGGCAGCUGGUGGCUCGGCCCUGCCCUGAGUACUUCUAUGGCGUGCGGUACAACACCACCAAUAAUGGGUACAGGGAAUGCCUCGCGAACGGGAGCUGGGCAGCACGUGUCAACUACUCCCAGUGCCAGGAGAUCCUCAGUGAAGAGAAGAAGAGCAAGCUGCAUUACCACAUCGCUGUCAUCAUCAACUACCUGGGCCACUGUGUUUCACUGGGGGCCCUCCUCGUGGCCUUUGUCCUCUUCAUGCGCCUGCGGAGCAUCCGGUGCCUGAGAAACAUCAUCCACUGGAACCUGAUCACAGCCUUCAUCCUACGCAAUGCCACGUGGUUCGUGGUGCAGCUCACCAUGAACCCAGAGGUGCAUGAGAGCAAUGUGGUUUGGUGCCGCUUGGUCACUGCUGCCUACAAUUACUUCCAUGUCACCAACUUUUUCUGGAUGUUCGGCGAGGGUUGCUAUCUGCACACGGCCAUCGUGCUCACGUACUCCACGGACAAGCUCCGCAAGUGGAUGUUCAUCUGCAUUGGCUGGUGUAUCCCUUUUCCCAUCAUCGUUGCCUGGGCCAUUGGGAAGCUCUACUACGACAAUGAGAAGUGCUGGUUUGGGAAGCGAGCAGGUGUUUAUACUGACUACAUUUACCAAGGCCCCAUGAUCCUGGUGCUUCUGAUCAACUUCAUCUUUCUAUUCAACAUUGUCCGAAUCCUCAUGACGAAGCUCCGAGCUUCAACCACGUCAGAGACAAUCCAGUACAGGAAAGCAGUCAAGGCUACACUGGUGCUGCUGCCCUUGCUGGGGAUCACCUACAUGCUGUUCUUUGUCAACCCCGGGGAGGCUGAGAUCUCCAGGAUAGUCUUCAUCUACUUCAACUCCUUUCUGGAAUCUUUCCAGGGCUUCUUCGUCUCUGUCUUCUACUGCUUCCUGAACAGUGAGGUACGAUCAGCCGUGCGGAAGCGGUGGCACCGGUGGCAGGACAAGCACUCCAUCCGUGCCCGCGUGGCAAGGGCCAUGUCCAUCCCCACCUCCCCGACCCGUGUCAGCUUCCACAGCAUCAAGCAAUCCACGGCUGUCUGAGCCGGGAGCAAGAGGCCGCACCGGGAGCCGACGUCCCCACUGGGACGUGGGGAGCCCCUGAGAGCGGGGCACAGCACAAGACCAGGUCCUCCCAGGACCAGCCCCGCAAGGAGAGCACAAACUCACUUGGUCAUGGGACACCUGCACAGCUCCUGCCCCAUGUGCUGGGCAGACCUGAAGGACAGGACAGCUGAGAUGCUGCUUUGCCAUCUCCCUGGCAGCUGUGUGACCUACUGGCAUGGCAGAAAGAGCCAGAAGGACCUGGAGAGGUUGCAGCAGCUUUCUGCCAGCUCCAUCCUGGGCAUGAUGUCUCGGGGUUUGGGCAUGAUUUAUCAGGUUUGUCUGCUUUGAGGUGACAGGAAACCAGGUCAUUGCUGGGAGAGCUUAUGGGGCUGAUUCCCUGGGAAGCUGGGUCAGCCUUCCAGUGGGCACAUGCUAGAAUGUUGCUGGUAUGGGGGGACCCUCUAGAGAAGCCAAAGUCCUAUGUGUUGGAAGGGGAUGGAUAGAGAGCCCUGGAGUGACUGUAGACAUUGUUUCACGUGGCUAUGUUUUUGUAGCGCUGGGGUUGAGUUGUUCCCCUGUCACUUGCUCUGUCUCCUGGUGUCCUGUAACUGCUGCUUGGUCUGACUAGGUCAUUUCUCAUCUAGACACCAAAGGUGGGGUAAAGCAGUGGGGUGGGAGAGGAGAGGUAACUCCCUCUCCCAUGGGGAUGCAUCCUAGGGGCUCUGAACAGCCACACAGAGUUGGCUUGAUCUGGAGGGAAACACAGGAAUUAGUUAAAUUCUCUGGUUCAGCCCAGAUGGAUCCACAGGUCUCUGCAAAGCUCUGGACCUCAGGCUGACUCCAUGUCCCUGCUCAGAGGGUGGAAAGGUGAGGGAGCCCUUCAGUGGAGUGGUGGCUGAAGGCCCCAAAGGUAGGUACUGCAGGGACAGGCCCUGGCUCUGCCCCCUCCUGCUUGCCCUGCUUUUACCUGGGCAGGUGGGCCCAGUGCCAAAGCUGCUCCUUGCUCUUGUGCAGGGGAUGGCACCAAACCAUCCCCACACUGGGGUUAAGUGCCUUGGAGGAGCAGCAGCCUCCUUUCCUCCUUUCCCUCUCUUCCUAUCGCCCUCCCCAUUCUGGGCACUCCAGACUGUCCCCAGUUCCCCCUCUCUCAUUGCCCUCUUCCAUGUGGUCACCAAAAGCAGCUGAGCAGAGAAGUGGAUUUGCCUUGACCUCUUUGGAGCCACCUUUUCCUUGUCCCAUACAAGGUCUGGGGAUGCCCAGGCAGGAGACAGAUUACAGCAGCUUUAUGGGCUGUCUGCCCUCUGCAUCCCAGGGAUUUUGCCACUGGGGCCAUACAGGGUCUGAUGUGAGCCCCUUCACGCUUCUGUGCCUCAGUUUUCCCACUAUAAAGAACAGGCAUAAAUGUUUCCUGCCCUGGGGAGAUUUAAGCAUCUUUGAAAUUGCAGUAUUUUGUGAUUUCCUCAGGAUAUACCACCAGAAAGGAAUAAAAUCUUGCAUCUUUUUAUUUAAAGAGAAGCAUAGGGGAAAAAACUCUGGGUUCUUUCUUCAAACAUUUGCGAAAUUCAGUCAUUUGGAGCAAAUUCCUCCCACUUCCCUCCCAUUUUGAUUUUCUACCUGCAUGUCUACAGUGCAGCAAAACUGGAGAUAACCCAUUGACUCCAAUAAUCUGCUGGGAAUAGCAACAGUUCCCAGUAUGACACAGUGACCACAACAAGGACCAUACCCUGCACAUAGGGCACAUUUCAGUCUUUGUUCAAGUUCAGCCACUGCCAACAGUCCCAAAAACUGCCCCUUCAAAAUAUGGAUGUGAAAAAGACCCCUUGAGUUAUGCAAUGGGAAAAGGGGCAGCUUCCAGCUCUAUGGACACUUUCUGCUGGUGCCCUACAAGGAGUAGAUUUGCUUCUUCUGUGUCUUGGUUUCUCUGUUGGGUGCUUUGUCAGGAGCUAAUAAUGAUCUGCUGGCAAUGGAGAAGGGGCAAUGUCCCAGAGAGCUUUUUUCCUCAUUCCUGCAAGUGAUGUUGCCAAAAAAUGACGUGCUACAUGUUCCAUUUGGACUUUUCUAAAGUGGGGUCCUUUGGUGGAAAGAAGCUGGAAACUGAAAAACCAAAGAAAGAAACCCGAACAGGAGCAUCUGUGUUCACAUCACUGUUUUUCCCUUCUCCUCUUGGUGGUCUGCUCCAACUGAUGUGACUUUGCUUUCCAUAGCUGGAGUGUGUAUUCUCAGUCUUGUUUGAUUAAAAAUACUUCAAUUCCUCUUACAAGGACUUUUGGAGCAUGUUUAUCUUUUGGAAAAGACAACCCUGGCAUGGGCCCUCCCCAGUUUCCAUGGGAUCAUCCUCACACUGCAGUGGGCUCAGCAUCCCACUGGUCCAGAGGCUUUUUUGUCUCCUUUCUACCCCAACUCCAUGUGUCCAGAGCAUGGAGGUGGCUCUCCACAAAGGUAUCUACACCAUCUCAUCCAAGAGAAUUCCACACGGGUUUUCCAGACAAGUACCAUCAGGGAUGGAGAAAUUCCUCCAGGUUUUCCCCCUUGCCAGGUGAGCUAAUACAGAAUAAAAAUGUAAUGUGCU